AUGGCUGAGGAAAUCACCCAGAACAUGCCAAAGCUCCAGCUGGAUGAGGAGACGGGCGACAUGGUGUCCAAGGCGGAACUCAAGAAGCGUCAGCAGAAGCGGGCAAAGAAGGCAGCUCAGGAAAAGGCACGGCAGGAGAAGGCGGCCGCCGGAACGGCACCCGAUGCCGCACCCAAGUCCAAGCCCGAGGAGACGCCUAGCGACCCGGAGGCCAUGUUCAAGGUGGGCUGGCUGCAGGACGUGUACAAUGAGAGGCCGACCAAGGACGUGGUCACGCGCUUCCCCCCCGAGCCCAACGGCUACCUCCACAUAGGCCAUGCCAAGGCCAUCGCUGUCAACUUUGGCUUCGCCAGGUACCACGGCGGCGUGUGCAACCUCCGCUUCGACGAUACAAACCCCGAGAAGGAGGAGGAGAAGUACUUUACUGCUAUCACCGACAUCAUCGAGUGGCUCGGCUUCAAGCCGCACAAGAUUACCUACUCGAGUGACAACUUUGGCAAGCUGUACGAGCUGGCCGAGAAGAUGAUCACUCUUGGCAAGGCCUACGUGUGCGCUUGUGAUGACACCGAGAUCAAGCAACAACGUGGUGGAGAAAAGGGCGCCAACGAACGAUACCGAUGCGCACACGCUGAACAGACCGUUGAGGAUAACCUGACCAAGUUCCGCGACAUGCGCGAUGGCAAGUACAAGCCCCGCGAGGUGUUCCUCCGCAUGAAGCAGGACAUAACGUCUGGCAACCCGCAGAUGUGGGACCUGGCCGCCUACCGCAUCAAGACGGACCAGCCGCACCACCGCACGGGAUGGGACUGGAAGAUAUACCCGACCUACGACUUCACACACUGCCUGUGCGACAGCUUUGAGGGUGUGACGCACUCGCUGUGCACGACCGAGUUCAUCUUGUCGCGUGUGUCGUACGAGUGGCUCAACAAGACGCUCGGGGUGUACGAGCCCAUGCAGCGUGAGUAUGGCCGUCUGAACCUUUUUGGCACGGUGCUGUCCAAGCGCAAGAUCCUCAAGCUGGUCGAAGAGGGGAUUGUGCGCGGCUGGGACGACCCCCGCCUGUACACGCUCAUCGGUAUCCGUCGUCGCGGCGUGCCUCCCGGGGCCAUCCUCGAGUUCGUCAAUGAGCUGGGCGUCACAACCAACACCACGGCCAUCCCCGUCCACCGCUUCGAGCAGACGAUCCGCAAGUACCUUGAGAAGACUGUGCCGCGCCUCAUGCUCAUCAUGGACCCCGUGCGCCUGGUCAUCGAGGACGCCGAGCCUGUCGACGUCAACCUCCCCUUCUCCCCCAAGGUUCCCGAGAUGGGCUCCCACAAGGUCCGCUUCACUCCGACCGUGUAUAUCGACCGCUCCGACUUCCGCGAGGUUGACAGCAAGGACUACUUCCGCCUCGCCCCCGGCAAGUCGGUCGGCCUGCUCAACGCGCCCUUCCCCGUCAAGGCUACCACCUUCACCAAGGACGAGUCCACCGGCAAGGUGACGGAGAUCCGCGCCGUCUUCGACCGUGAGGGGAAGAAGCCCAAGACAUUUAUCCAGUGGGUCGGCACCGAGGGGUCGCGCAACGUCGAGGCCCGCGUGCACAACCGCCUCUUCAGGUCGGAGAAGCCCGAGGACGCAGAGGGCGGUUUCCUCAACGACAUCAACCCCGACAGCGAGGUCGUGUACAAGGAUGCCAUUAUCGAGGCCGGCUUUGACGAGGUCCGUCGGAGGGCUCCCUGGCCUGAGGCUGCUGGCGAGAGCGAGCUUGGCAAGGGUGGUCCUGAGAGUGUGCGCUUCCAGGCUAUGCGUGUUGCUUAUUUUGCCAUCGACUCGGAUAGCACCGAGGACAAGAUUAUCCUCAACCGUAUCGUCAGUCUAAAGGAGGAUUCCGGCAAGUCGUAG
Geosmithia morbida is the source of this 1884-nucleotide messenger RNA. RefSeq names its product glutaminyl-tRNA synthetase. The transcript has 3 exons. The record is from RefSeq and is a predicted model, not a curated record. Gene Ontology annotation, biological process: glutaminyl-tRNA aminoacylation; translation. The coding region runs from base 1 to 1884 and encodes 627 amino acids. Gene Ontology annotation, molecular function: glutamine-tRNA ligase activity; ATP binding. Gene Ontology annotation, cellular component: cytoplasm; cytosol. NCBI's taxonomy places the organism in Eukaryota, Fungi, Ascomycota, Sordariomycetes, Hypocreales, Bionectriaceae.